This is a messenger RNA of Mucor velutinosus, 876 nucleotides long. RefSeq lists its product as uncharacterized. The record is from RefSeq and is a predicted model, not a curated record. NCBI's taxonomy places the organism in Eukaryota, Fungi, Mucoromycota, Mucoromycetes, Mucorales, Mucoraceae. The transcript has a single exon. Bases 1 to 876 code for a protein of 291 amino acids.
AUGAACCCAUUACUAGUAGACACCUAUACAAGUAAGACUGUAAUAAGCGCUCUUCCUGGUCAAUCUCGUCGCUUUGAUUACAACAGUGGUACUCAACUUUUGGAUGGCGUGACCAAAUCAUUCCUAAACAUGGAUGCUUGGGUAGCUCAAGAGCUACAGCGGAUUGUAGCCAACCAGAUACCCAGAAAUUGCUACUCGUACGAAGCAUUAAUUAGCGUAAUUGAAGGCGUCGAUCAAGGAGAGCAUUAUUCGGUGAUCUGUGCUCGCCCGCAGCCUACCGUUACUUCAACAUUACACGAAGCUUCGCAACGUUGCAUGAAUCAGUUUGCAAGCAAAAACAGCGAUAUCAAACCAGUGGCGCCACAAGAAGAGCAGCAAUCCGUGCUACAAAGCAAAGAACACUUCAACAUCAACACGAACAUCUGCCUCACAAACGACACGCUGGCAAAACUAGCGACUAUCAACACGCAUCAUGUAACUCGAAAAAACCUGAUUAUGGCUUUCACGAAGCUGGUGUUUUACUGCUGUAGGCAACGUAAACCCAUUCAUUUCUACUUGCAACGCCAUCGAAAGCCACUGGAACUCAUGAUAGAGCUAGAAAACAUGUGCGAUACAUACAGUUCAUGGCUAUCUCUACAAGACAAAAUCAGCUCGGCUGCUAUGAAAGAUGGUGCCAUUAGGGUACAACAGCGCCUGCACUGCAUCUUGUUUGGUAAGCAAAUAUCCCUGAUUGAUAAACUUGUGUGCCCCUGGACGCUGAUUAGUGUGUGGGCGCAACAUGGAAGCCAACUGAGCCAUUCUCAACAUGAGCAGCUCAAAAAAUGGAUUGAAUUUGGCGUUUUUUGUUACAAAACCGCUAAAAAGCUUGUGAUAUGA